UGGCAACACUGACAGGCUGGAGUUUGAAUCGGGCAGAUAGACGAGAGAGGCAAGAAGGGCGGCCGCUGGUGGUUUUAUUUUAACUUUUAUGCCGUUUUCUCCGCCAUUAACGCCCCGAGGAGCACACACGCACCACCGAAAGCAAGAUGGAGGCUUCUACUAGUGAUGUGCUGCUUAGAUGUCUGAAUGUCCUGCAGCUGACCCAGGACCAGUGCCCCUCCUUGCAACACUUGGCAGAUGGGAGAGUCUACAGUCGCCUCGUCAGCAUCCUCAAAAAUGAACAAAUCGUCAAUCAGAAUUUGGCGUCCCUCACACCCACCCUGGAGGCACUGCUGCAAGAGCACUUUGCAGCGACCAACCUUGUGGUGUUUGAGGAGGCCGUGGGAGGCAACAGGGAGGAGCUGACCAAGCUGACCCUGCUGCUCCUCUACAUCGCCCUCUUCACAGACGCCAAGCUGAGGGGUCGGCUGGUCAACACCUCGGCGCUGGACCAGGCAACGCAGGCCAGGUUCAAGUACCUGUUGGAGGCCGUGCAGAAGAGGGGCGCCAGCCUCAGCUCCCGCUUCCUGCACAUCCUCUGUACUGAAGAAGUUGGUGCUAGAAGUCCUUCCUGGGCCCCGAGUCAGGUGAAUGGUGCUGAGUUGAGUUCACCCAGAGUAUACACCACCUCCCCCAAGUCUUCCAUCAUCGCCUCCCCGCUCAGAGAGUUGGUGCAGAGCCCUCACUUCCGGCUGCAGGAACUCUUGAACUCCAGGAAGCGUGAGGUCAAGCGCCUGCAGCAGCAACUCACCGCGCUGGAGUCUGACAAGCAGGAGAUGACGCUCACCAUAUCCUCGGGGAACACCAAGGUUACAAAACUACGCGAGGAGGUGAGUCGGCUGCAGGCCAAGCUCCAAGCCACCCAGCAGCAGCAGGACGAGGUGCAGGCGCAGGCCAUGAUGGACGAUAACCUCAAACUACAGCAGGUGAAGGAACUGGCGGCGAGGUGCUCCCAGCUGAGGAAGGAGAACACAUCCCUGCAGCAGACGGACGAGAGACUGAAGGAGGAGAACGAUGACCUCACUGCCCGGAACUCCUCCUUGCGCCAACAGCUGCUGCACAUUCGCCUGGACAAAGACCGCCUGGAGGGGGAAGUGAGCUCGCUGAGAGAGGCGAAGUUUGAGAAUGAAAGCCUUAUAGAGAGCCAGGCCAGCGACAUCAGGGAAAUGAAGACUCAACUUGAGGAGCUGCGUCAGUACCUCAUGGACCACAAGAGUGCGAGUGUCUCCAUCGAGGAGUCGUUUGGGAACUCUCCGCUCCAUUUCUCCUCCAGCCAUUCUUCAAGUGUCUCAGGCGAGGAGAACAUGGCCGAGGCCGUGGUGGAGAAGGUGCUGAAGGAGGAGCUAAUACAGCUGCAGCUCCAACACUCAGCGCUGCAGCAGGACUUUGACGCGGCCGCCACCACGAGAGACCAGCUGACCCAACAGGCAGCUGCCCAGGAGGAACACAUGAGGUGCCUGGCCCAGGAGGUGGAGGACAAGGCCCGUUCCCUCGCCUCACUCACAGAACAGCUGAGUGGAGCGCAGGACACCAUCAACGCUAUGUUGAAGGAAAAGGAAAAGCUGUUACAGGACUUUGAAAGUGAAAAAGUGUCACUAAGUGGUGUGAUCAAGGCGCAGGAAGACUCCCUGUCAGCCCUGCAGCAGCAAGUCAAGGAAAGCAUGGAGGAAAACACUCGGGAAAAGUCCGCCCUGGCCACGACCAUCACACUGAAGGAGGAGGAGUGCAAGGACCUGCAGAGGAGACUGGAGGACACUCACAGGACCUCUGAGGAAGACAAGGUGAAGUUUGCCAGCAUCCUGCAGGAGAAGGAGCAGUGCAUCGCAGACCUCAAGGAACAGAUGGGUCACCUCAGGACGCACAUGUCUGAGGAGAAGGCUGCGCUGGAGGCCCAGGUCAAGCUGACUGAGGAGGCGACCCACAACCAGAAGGUGGCAAUGGAAUCUACCGUGAAACUGUUGGUGGAAGAAAAAGACGGAGAGAUUCAGAGAAAGGAAAAGUGCAUUGCAAAACUUGAGAGUGAAAAAGACAGCCUGUUGAAGAUGCACCAGGAAGAAAGGAGUUUGCUGGCCACCACGGCCGAGGAACACAAGCGUGCCCUGGAAGCACUACAGCAGAGGCUUGACAGUGUGACAGGGCAGCACACCACUGAUAAAGAGAAGCUGGAGAGUGAGCUCAGGUGUUCACAAGAGUCCUGUUCUUCACUGGUGCAGGAGUUGCAGGCAGCCCAAGACAGUCAUGAGGCACAGCUGGCCAAACAACAGCUCUUGGUGCAGGAGAAAAUGACGGAAGUAACUUGUCUGGAAAAACAAAUUGAAACCCUGAAAGAAAUCCAAGAGGACUUGCAGAGGAAGUCUGAGGUUGAAGUCCAGAGGCUGUCAGCAAGCCUUGAGGCUGAGCAGCAGUGUGUUGCUGAGCUGAGGCAGGAGGCUGCUGCCCUCUUGGAGGCAAGGAGUAGAGACACUGACUGCCUUGACAGGCUGAGGGAGUCCAAUGAAAUGCUUGACAAAGAGAUCAAGGAACUCAAGGAUUGUACAGUCACUUUACAAAACAGCAAGCAAGUGUUGGAGGGAGAGAAAGUGGAGUUGAUCACCAACCUGCAAGAGAAAGAAAAAUACAUCUCAGAACAGAAGGAAGAAAUUGUCAAACUGAGAGACCAGGUGACUGAAGAAAGGGCCGCUGCUGAGGGCAAGAUUAAGACCUUAGAAAAGGACUCUUAUGAUGGGCAACAGAAAAUGGAGUCCACGGUGGAGGAGAGGGAGAAAAUAAUACAGGAAAAGGAAAACCUCAUUGCAGAACUCCAAAGUGAAAAAGACAGCUUGUCCAAGAUGCUCCAUGAAGAAGAGUGUUUGCUGGCCACCAGGGCUGAAGAACACCGGAGUGCCCUGGAGGCACUGCACCAGAAGCUGGACGCUGAGACAAGCCAGCGGAGUUUGCUGGCCACCACAGCAGAGGAACACAGGCGUGCCCUUGAAGCACUACAGCAGAGGCUUAACAUUGUGACAGGGCAGCACACCACUGAUAAAGAGAAGCUAGAGAGUGAGCUCAGGUGUUCACAAGAGUCCUGUUCUUCACUGGUGCAGGAGUUGCAGGCAGCCCAAGACAGUCAUGAGGCACAGCUGGCCAAACAACAGCUCUUGGUGCAGGAGAAAAUGACGGAAGUAACUUGUCUGGAAAAACAAAUUGAAACCCUGAAAGAAAUCCAAGAGGACUUGCAGAGGAAGUCUGAGGGUGAGGCUAAGAGGCUGUCAGCAAGCCUUGAGGCUGAGCAGCAGUGUGUUGCUGAGCUGAGGCAGGAAGUUGCUGCCCUCAUGGAUACAAAGUGUAAAGACAUUGACUGCCUUGACAGGCUGAGGGAGUCCAAUGAGAAGCUUGACAAAGAGAUGAAGGAACUCAAGGAUCAUGCUGGCAGAGCUGACCACAGCAAGCAAGUGUUGGAGGGAGAGAAAGUGGAGUUGAUCACCAACCUACAAGAGAAAGAAAAAUACAUCUCAGAACAGAAGGAAGAAAUUGUCAAACUGAGAGACCAGGUGACUGAAGAAAGGGCCGCUGCUGAGGGCAAGAUUAAGACCUUAGAAAAGGACUCUUAUGACGGACAACAGAAAAUGGAGUCCACAAUUAAAUCUGUGAUGGAGGAGAGGGAGAAAACAAUACAGGAGAAGGAAAACCUCAUUGCAGAACUCCAAAGUGAAAAAGACAGCUUGUCCAAGAUGCUCCAUGAAGAAGAGUGUUUGCUGGCCACCAGGGCUGAAGAACACCGGAGUGCCCUGGAGGCACUGCACCAGAAGCUGGACGCUGAGGCAGACCAGCACACUACAGAAAAGAAAAAGCUGGACAGUGAGGUGCUUGACCUUACAAAGAAAGUGGAGACCCUGGAAAAAGUCAAAGAGGACUUGCAGAGGAAGUCUGAGGGUGAGGCUAAGAGGCUGUCAGCAAGCCUUGAGGCUGAGCAGCAGUGUGUUGCUGAGCUGAGGCAGGAAGUUGCUGCCCUGAUGGACACAAAGUGUAAAGACACUGACUGCCUUGACAGGCUGAGGGAGUCCAAUGAGAAGCUGGACAAAGAGAUGAAGGAGCUCAAGGAUCAUGCUGGCAGAGCUGACCACAGCAAGCAAGUGUUGGAGGGAGAAAACUCCAAGUUGGCCGCCGACCUGCAGGAAAAAGGUGAGUGCAUCGCAGGCUUGAAGGAAGAGCUUGAUAGACUCAGAACCCAGAUCACUGCAGAGAAGGCGGCUGCCGAGGCCAAGUUGAAGACGAUAGAAAACGAUUCUCAUGAGAGACAGCAAACAAUGGAAUGCACAAUAAAAUCCUUUACAGAAGAAAAGGCACAAGAAAUUCAGGAGAAGGAAAACCUCAUUGCAGAACUCCAAAGUGAAAAAGACAGCUUGUCCAAGAUGCUCCAUGAAGAAAAGUGUUUGCUGGCCACCAAGACUGAGGAACUCAGGGGUGUGCUGGAGGCACUGCACCAGAAGCUGGACGCUGAGACAAGCCGGCACGAUGCAGUAAGGGAAAAGCUGGAACGUGAAGGGCUUGACCAUAUAAAGAAAGUGGAAACACUGAAUGUAACCGUAGAGGACUUGCAGAGGAAGUCUGAGGCUGAAGUCCAGAGGCUGUCAGCAAGCCUUGAGGCUGAGCAGCAGUGUGUUGCUGAGCUGAGGCAGGAAGUUGCUGCCCUGAUGGACUCAAGGAGCAGAGACACUGACCACACUGUCAGGCUGAGGGAAUCUAAUGAUGAGCUCAACAAGGAGGUGGCUGUGCUGAAGGGCAGUCUUGCUGAGGUGACUGAAAAAUACUCGACACUUCAGCGAGAGAGCGGCGAGGCUGCGCACCACCACAAGACUGAAGUGUCACGCCAGGAAGAACGGCUUGCAGAAAAAGAGGGAGCCCUCUCGUUGCUACUCAAGGAAGUGGAAGAUAGCAAGCAAGUGUUUGAGGAAGAGAAGUCCAAGUUAGCCGCUGACCUGGAGGCAAGGGAGGAACGCAUCACUCAGUUAAGGAAAGAAAUCUGUGAAGCUGGAACUCAAAUGGAAAAAGAAAAGUCCGCUCAUGAUGCCCAGGUGAAGGUGAUGGAAGGGGAGUCCGGCGGUGAAAAGCAGAGGUUGGAAGCCACGGUCCAGGCCAUCAAAGAGGAAAAAGCAAGAGUGAUUCAAGGCCUGGAGGAGCUUGUGGCAGAGCUUCAGAGGGAAAAGGACGAGGUGCGUCAGAGCCACCAGGAAGAAAAGUGUGCGCUGACAGAGAUGGCCGAGGAACACAAGGCGGCACUCGUGGCACUGCAGGGAAGACUUGAAGACCUGACCAGCCAGCACAGGGCAGAGAAGGAACAGCUUGAGAGUGACCUCCAGGCCACGCAGACGGCUCGGCAGGAAGCGGAGACAAAGUCUGUCGAGGCGUACAGAGAAUCCAUCCAAGAACUCUCCGAGGAAGUUGCCAGACUGAAGGGUUGCGUCGCAGAGCAGAAAGAGAAGUACUUGUUGCUGAGGGAGGAGACGGAGGAAGCCACCCAGCACCACACCAGCCAAGAGGAAGCCCAGGCAAGGCAGCAGCUGGAGGUUGAGCAGACUCUUCGCACUGAAAUGGAACACUGUAAGCAAGUGUUUGAGGAGGAGAAGCUGUCCCUCGCCACCACCGCAAGAGAGAGAGAGGAGACCAUCGUGCAGCUGAGGGAGGAGAAGCUGUCCCUGGCCACCACUGCAAGAGAGAGAGAGGAGACCAUCGUGCAGCUGAGGGAGGAGAAGCUGUCCCUGGCCACCACCGCAAGAGAGAGAGAGGAGACCAUCGUGCAGCUGAGGGAGGAGAAGCUGUCCCUGGCCACCACUGCAAGAGAGAGAGAGGAGACCAUCGUGCAGCUGAAAGAGGAGAAGCUGUCCCUGGCCACCACCGCAAGAGAGAGAGAGGAGACCAUCGUGCAGCUGAAGGAGGAGAAGCUGUCCCUGGCCACCACUGCAAGAGAGAGAGAGACCAUCGUGCAGCUGAGGGAGGAGAAGCUGUCCCUGGCCACCACCGCAAGAGAGAGAGGAGACCAUCGUGCAGCUGAAGGAGGAGAAGCUGUCCCUGGCCACCACCGCAAGAGAGAGAGAGGAGACCAUCGUGCAGCUGAAGGAGGAGAAGCUGUCCCUGGCCACCACCGCAAGAGAGAGAGAGGAGACCAUCGUGCAGCUGAAGGAGGAGAAGCUGUCCCUGGCCACCACCAUAAGAGAGAGAGAGGAGACCAUCGUGCAGCUGAGGGAGGAGAUCAAGCAGCUGACUGGACGCUGGGUGCAGAACAGGACGCCUUGCAGCGACAGGCGGACACCAACAGACAAACACUUGAGCACGAGCGGCUGUUGAUGAGCAGCAAGACUGAGGACACACUCUUGGGCCAGCAGCAGGAGGUCAGCAGCCUCCAGAAGGACCUACAGCAGGCCAAGAAGCAGCUAACUGAUGCCACACACAACCUGCAGCAGCACCAGGCAGAGGUUGCUGCACUCGCCCAAAAGUUGGCAGUGACUGAGGCCGAGAGCAAGAAACACCACUCCCGCGUGCUGGCCCUGGAGAGCCAGACCAUCGACAAGGAGAAGGCGGUGGCAGCCUCAGAGGAGGAGCUGCGUCGCGUGGAGCGUGAGGCUGAGAAGACCGUCCAGAGCCUGAAGGAGGAGGUGCGGGCUGCCAAGGAGAAGGCCAAGCUGGAGAGAGGCGCGGCAGACACAAUCAGGAAGACAUACAAGACUGAGGUUGAGAAGCUAACACUGCGGGCCGCCGAGUGGGAGCGCGAGAAGAAGGAGAGAGAAAUCCUGCAGAAGAAAUACGAGACUGCCAAAAAGAAGCUCGGGGAGACUGUCACGCACCUUGAUGAGGCGCGCACUGCUAACAGACACUACCAGCAGCAGCUGAGCCAAGUCAAGGAGUGCAUGAAGAAGCUUGAGGAAAGUGUACAGAGGGAGAAACUGAAAGGCAUAGAGGCGCAAAAUAGAGUGCUUGAGGUCGAGGGGAAGUACCAGCCGCUCAAGGAGAAGAAUCAUGAACAGGAAAACACCAUCAAGAGGCUCGGCGCAGAGAAACGCUCCAUGGAAAUGCAGCUCCACCACGCCGAGGCUCAGAUCAAGGAGCACAAGAAAUUGCAGAGGCGGGAGAGCUUCUGGGAGCAGGAGGUCCCGGCGUCCUCCUCCAACAGACUGACGCGGAUGUCCAUAUCAGACAGUCAGGUCCUGGGCCGCAGGACCACGCGUUCUGCCACCACCUCCUCCUCAGCGGACGAGUACCUUGGGUGCAACGACUCCACGGAAAAGCUGCUGCCAAAGAAGAGGACCAGGGACCAUUUGCAGCGAGGGUCGGCAUCAAGCAAAGAUGACUCGGUCUUCCUCAAGCCUAAGAGCCAGACCAUGGUCGCUGGGGGUGGCAGCAUCAGCAGCGAUGAGAGAGUGGCCCAGCGCGAGGCCCUGGCAGCACCCUCGGACACCCAGACCAAGCGUCCCGGUCUUCCCCCGCCAGAAAUCAUCUUGGACCACUCGCUGGGGAAAUCCAUCCCCCGCAGCAUGCACUUCCGCUGUGACGAGGAGGAGGAGGAGCUCUUCAACAACAAGUACCUCCAUGACAUGAAGAACGGAAACUGUAUACCAGUAGGAGACGAACAGUGGCGGCGGGUGUCUGAGCUGCAGCGGCGGAACUCCCUCUACCCGCCACACAUGCGCUCCGCCUACCCCGUGGAGAUGCAGUUCAGGCCGCUGGACGACUUUGAGGACGACAAGCUGAGAGAGGGCUGUGCUAUAGAUGACAGGCAAUUACUGAAUCUCACUGCGGCCACAGAAAACCUUGAGCUAGACUCUCCGGCCUUCAACCUGCGCAAGCGAAAGUCUCCCUCAGACUCCAUCAUCUCGGAGACGUCGCUUGACUCUUCAGACGGGAAGAAAACGAGGAGGCUCUCUACCUCAUACUCCCGGCCUGGCCCGCCCACGCCUGGCCGCCGCCUUAGUCGUGGUGACAAGGAGAACAGGAGGGAGUCCAACGCCUCAGAGCUGUCCCUCUCCCUCUGGCAAGGCCACAGAAAGGAGGGUGCUUCCGGGCUGGCCAGCAGAGGAGGCUCACCCGUCACCCGCCACCCUCAGCCAGACGCCAGCCGGGCCACGCGCCGGAAGUUGCUGGGCCGCACCACCAGCUCAAGCUCAGUACGGUCCCAGUCCUCCCCGGCACGCUCCCCGACGGUUCUCAGCAAGAAGGGGAUGUCCACGCCCCAGGCCAGGAAGGGCAUGACUCCGUCCUCUCUCAGGAAGAUUCUGGCCAAGGGAAAGUCACCCUGGAGGAAGCUUGAUAACAAUGAUGAGACCCCUAAGGGCUUAGGAGACAGUACAAACUCCAAUGGCAGCUCAAAACUCAGGAUUUUCCGUAAACCCUUCGGUUCCAGAAAUUACAAUGUCCUCUCUGCAUCACUAAGGUCCCAGGAAAGGCUCGCAACUCUCGACGACUCCUUGACCAACUCAGCCGGCCACUCAAGCGCUGCAACAACUGAGCUGAGGCCGAGGAGGAGGAAGUAAGGUGGUCUGCAGUCCUGUCCUCCUGAGGCUGAAGCAGCGGCCACAGGAGUAAGGUAUUUCCAUUCCUGGCCCUCCACCCGUAAGCUGCAACAACACCCCUUGAGCCUUGGAUCAUCAGCUACACCUGCACCCACCCAGGGGUGAGCUUAGGGGGACAGGUUGCCUGCUGGUAACUACACUGCCCUAGAACACCUGUGUUUAAACAUUGCCCAAAGAUAUCAUUCCUUAUAUUGCGUCAUUAUGAAGGUAAAUUAAGAAAAUGGAGGUUUUGAAGUAAGAGGGUGUAGGAUUAAGAUUGGUUGACACUAAAUGUACUCUCAGUGGAGGAUUUUUGAGCUGUCUGUUUCCCGAAGCCACUCAGCAUCGUGUAAUUACCGAGGUGGCUUGAUUGCUUCGUGAAGAAGAGGGGAGGAAUAGAUGAUAAAAGAAUUAAAUAAGGUAGAUGGUGUGAAAGUUGCAAGACAAAUUAAUAAUGGGAAGGUAGUCUUGAAGUGUUUGGAGUGAAGGAACGGAGAAAACUGAAGCAAGCCAAGACAACGUUUGGGCAUGGUAAAGUUCCUCCAUUAGUGAAGGCAUCACUGACAGAGCUCUGAGGAGGUAUCAGAUAAUGUUCAUCACUACACCUUUGUCAAGAUGCUGUGGGAUGUAACUUGGUUGGCUGGAGAUGAUCCUCCGUUACAAGAUAUAUCUAGCUGGUGCAGAACGGUACGGACGGUUACUGUGGUGGCAGCGCUCGGGUCUGAGGUGUGCAUCACUGUGCCCCGGCAAGCUGCUGCCACACGGCGCAUCCCAUGGCCUGGAUGAUGUGUGACAGCCUACGUACAGAAACUGGUUGUUAGUAUCAGUAUUGUGCAAGCAGCAAUGAUGAAUACCAUUAUUUAAGGUGAUUCUGAGUUUCAAAUUACUGCUACUGUAAGGCAGUUUUAUUAAUUUAUAAGGUCACUGAUUAGAACCAUCAAAGAGCCUUGGCACUGCCCCCCACAGAGUAUAGUCUCACAGGCCAGCUGUCUGUGACAUUAACCCCUUCAACACGAGGACGCGUAUACUGCGUCCUUAUGUGCCCCAUACCAUAUCCGAGGACACGCAUACUGUGUCCUGGCUCCCUUUAGCCAAUAUACGAGUUAUUUUAUCUCUAUAUUUAUGCUUGCAUCUCAAAAUUAUCAAUUAAUUUGUUCCUAUACGUGCACCAUUUAAUUCUGCAUGUUUUCAUAUAUAAUACAUGAUGAUUAUGUUGAGUUUAUGGCUGAAAACUUGUUAUAUUCAAUAGCGACAUUUGAAAUUUGGCGCGCACGGUGAUCCCGGAUACAGUGCGGGGCGCUGUUUUGGCCCGGCCGUAGUGAAGGGGUUAAUACCAAGUUGAAGCUCAAUAUUAACCACAACUCAGUGUAUUUGCCACUGCUGCUUGCAUGCUAUUCUUACCAACAACUGUUGCCUGUGUGUAGGCCGUCAUCAUCACCCAUAUAAUUGAACAUGCCGUGUGGCAGCAUCAGGCUGCCUCAGCACCAUACAACACCUCAGACUUGGGCGCUGCCUCCAUAGUAAGGUCUACAGAUUUGGACCAUGUGUGUGUGUGUGUGUGUGUGUGUGUAUAGUCCUUGCUGUUUACUCAUAUUCCCUCCUGCAAAGGCUCCAGAGCUCAGGCUGCCAAGGUUUCUUUAAUACAACACUGUUAUCUCCACACACGGUGAUCACCGAGGUUUUGUUCCCUCGGUGGUGAUCAACAAUGUUCUGUUCACUUUAGUUCAAACUACUACUAGUUGUAGUAUGCUUCCUUUGGUCUGUAAAUGAGCACAUUAGCAUCAGAUUACUUAUACUUAUUAACAAGAGAUACAGUGAGUAGCUAGCAUCUUUGGUUUAUCAGAUAAAAGGCUUUCCACAAGAUCUCACAUGUUUUAAGAAGCUGAGCUUAAAAUUUACUGUACAGUCAUCUGUUUUUACAUAUGCAAAUAUUACUAAUUUUAGAAUAUUUACCAUUUAUUUGUAUAUAUUAAGGAAACUUUGUUAUUAAUAACUUUUAUAUGUAACUUUUAUAACUUUUAUAUGUAGCUGUAGCUAUCAUUUAGGAACUGCCUCUCACAACUCACACUACACAUAAUAUUCUCUUGAACCCUUCACUGUAGUCCGUGUGGGAGUUCUCACUGCCUGAUGCUGAGAGGAAGUUAUUACUCUGCUGUUUCACAAGUGCUGGUCAUGACAAAGGACUUUCUUUCUCAGAUUAGUUCUUCCCUCAUUCCAUUACAGACUCUUCCUCAGAACACUACACAACACAGUUCCCUGUCACAGGCUAACAGGUGGUGUGCAGUAGUGGUGGCACGUCACCACUUGAGUUUUCCCACGCCACAUAAUAUCCAUUCCUAUAGUGAAACCAGAUUGGCAAGUCCGUUUUGGCGUUGGCCCCGCAGGUCCUUUCCUUCCUCCCCUCUGCUCUGCCACACAGUCCCAACACACAGUUUUUUCCUCUCCUGUGUUACCUGCAGCUAACAUACGAGAGGGAGAGGUAAGUGUUGGGACUGUGUGGCAGAGCAGAGGGAGGAAAGGACCCUCGGGAGCCAACGCCACAACGGACUCGCCAAUCUGGUUUCACUCUAUUAACUUUAAUAUGCAAAUCAUUAAAGACCUGAAGAAUAUAAGUAACCUUUAAUGCUUAGGCUCCCUCCCUCACUAAAUAGAGAUUGCCUACCCCUCCUUUUCAACACAUAUUUCCUCCUGCAACUUUCAUCAUUCUUUUCCUCUUGUAUAUACCGUACACACAAACUAUCAGGGAAAACUGAUAUUUAAAUUCUUGUUUUUACAGUUUCCUAAUCAUCAUCAUCUCAUGGUCUCAUUUCUUAUAGAGGCAUGGUGUGAGAAGGCUGGCUGGCCAUGUCUCAAGUGUAGGCACAAUGCCCCUUUCCAUAGCCUCUUAAAUCACACUAAAUUGUGAGCACAGGUAUACAGCAUCCUUGGAACAAAAUAAGUUAAGUCAAAACAUGGAUUUACUGUGUGACUCGCCAUUCUCUGAGACGUAUUGUUUGGACUUUGAUCAAAAGUAAAUAAAUAAAUAAGUAAAAAAUACACCCGAAGAGUCAAAUUCAGUCAUACACAAUUGACUUCACUCUCCUGGUAUGAACUGAAGUUUGUGGUACAAGUCCAUUCAACAUGUUAUCCUUUUGAAUGCCUGAGACUUUCACUGAUGAAACUCACUUCAUGCAAAUGAAUUCUUUCAGUAAUUCUCAUGUCAACUGCAGUGACUGUACAGUUUUCAUUGCGAGACAAACGGCAAAAUCACGGCCAACCUUUUGGGUCAACCUCACUUCUGGAAAUGUUACUUCACCAUCUGCUACACCAGUCUGUUGUCAGGCUUAAAAUUCCUUCCCCCAGUGAAGAUGGUCCCUGAACUCUCUAUUCACAAUAUUUCAGCCAUGUACUCAUCAAAAAUGUUUACCUAUUGACAUUUUAAUAAAAUUUUAAACAUUGAGAGUAAUUGCAAGUCCAAGAGUUUGAGACAUGAACCUAAGACGUGACAUCACCAACCCUUUAGACCUUAGCCCUCUACAGGUGUGAGCUUUUAGGAAAGCUUCGGUUUGGCUGUGAAAAAUUAAAAAGUUUACCCUUUUUGUUUCUUAUGGAAAGUUGUGAGCUUUGGUUUGGCUGUGAAAAAUUAAAAAGCUUACCCUUUUAGUUUCUUAUGGAAAGUAUACCAUUUAGGUUGGGUAUUUUUUUGUCCUUGGUAUGCAUGAAAAGCAUAUAUAUUAGGCUGGGCUUCCUUUGAUCUUGGUCUGUGUCCAGGGCAGCAAGGUUCUUAGUGUACAAAUAUGUUACAAUGCUAAUGUAGCUUUUGAGGCAGGGCAAUGUCACAGGGAAGAGAGGUGUUGCCAUUACUGCCGUGGCUGUAUCAAGAGUUGGUUCUUAGCCUUUCCCACAUAUUUGAUUUUUCAAUGAGCCUGAUAAGCUGUGGACAGACACAAAUCAUGGAUCACAGACAAAUGGAUGCCUGGCUUUACUCCACGCCCUGUUCACUCUAUAGGGCCGGUCACACUCCAAGUCAAGGGACGGUCUCGCUUUGGUCACAGUCCGAGUCUUUUCAUACAAGUCAUCCCCACUCCCUCGGCAAAAUAAGCUGCCCUUGAUGGAUGGAGGAUGAGAGAGUUUUCACAGAGUUGAUGAUGAUUGCCGUCACAUUAGACAUGGCAAAAGUAAGAGUGUGCAGAUCCAUCCAUUAUUGUAAGAUAGGGAAAGAGAAAGUGAAUUUCACAUUGUUGUAGUACUGACUUGCCUGGUGGGUGAGCCUCCCAUAACCCACUUAGCCAGCGGGGUACCUCUUUGGCUAACUGGUAAAGGAGUGGUUCUCCCGUUACGCUGGUCGUGGGUUUGAUCCCGGCGCUGGCAAAACCUUUCCUUGUCUGGAUUAAUUUCUCGUGUGUUUCGUUACACACGGAGGUCAUGUGAGAGUGUAGUAAAAAUAAAAUUCGGGCAUUUCAUUGUUUCCUCAUUUGAGUGAUGAUGAAAGUAGAUUUUAGUUACUUUUGAAAAAAUACUCCAAAGCUGAAAGACUCCUCUCUGUGAGGACCAAAGCGAGACUAUUGGUGGCAUCCACGCUGGCAGGUUCACUCUGGUCAAGAUGCCUUUUGAAUGGAUCAUGACCAGACUGACCUGACUGUUCCUGCCAGUGUGAACGCUUCCAUUGAAGUACAAGUAAUAUUUUGUGGCCGGGCCGUGACUGUCCCUGCAAUGUGACUUGGGCCUUACUGUGCACCUGAUAUCCUCUGUACCACCUGCAUCUGCCUUAUUGAAUUUUUAACUCAUUUACUGUAAUGUACUUAUGUCUGACAUCCAUUGUCACUAUUAGGAUCAGUACACAUUUAUUUUGCUCUGUAUAAACGGAAAACAAUGAAAAAACUAUCUCUAAAAGGCAUUUCAUUUUUAUCCAGCUAUUGAUCCAUGUUACUGAAUAUAUAUACUUGAAUAAGCUUUUCUUUGUUAUUAUUUUCAAGGGCAAGUUUAAGGGUCAACUUUCACAUGAAUACUACUUUCCAAGGAAGGUGGAUUCAUCAACUAUCAGGGAGCAUACCCCAGGGGUGGGUCGCUUCACUCCCUCGCUGCCUUCACGCAGCUACCCUAUCCAUAUCAAGCCCCUCCUGGAAGGAUCAGUCAACUUGCCCUAGCCAUGUUACGUGGGCAUCCCCUUGAUCUCCUCCACUCAGGGUUGACUCUUACAGAGACAUCCCUGUGAGCAGGAUCGACGUCUGGGAUGCGCGCCACGUGCCCAUAUUGAUGGAGUUGACAUUCAUGGACUAAGCUGGUAACAGCCUCGAUUCAGUUUCACGGAGUAGUUGCUAGUUGACACAGUCAUUCCAGUGACUCCUCAUGAUCCUGCGAAGGCACUUGGCACCAGAAUGCAUCGAGACCUCUCCAAGUCACUAUUCAGUGUCCAUGUCUCACAGCCACACAGUAAGACGGGAAGCACAAGUGACUUAACCCUUUCAAUACAAUGACGCCUACGUAGGCGUCAUGAAGCCCCAGUAGCAUAUACGAUGACGCCUACGUAGGCGUCAUAUUUCUAUUCUGUUUCUUCUUCUAUUGAGUUGUCCCGUACUUUGUGUUGGUUACUAAGUAAAGACGCCGUAUGCUGUCCUUGAAAUCCUAUUGCUCCUCCCACCAUCCUUGUUCCCACCAAUCACAAAAAAUGAGCUACAGUAUGCACCGCCUUCUUCCCGCCUUGUGUCUAAAAUUAGGA
Messenger RNA from Eriocheir sinensis (Chinese mitten crab), 14259 nucleotides. RefSeq names its product centrosome-associated protein CEP250-like. The record is from RefSeq and is a predicted model, not a curated record. Lineage: Eukaryota; Metazoa; Arthropoda; Malacostraca; Decapoda; Varunidae.